AUGCCACGCAAGAGAACAAUCCACAGCCUCCCACUGAAUGUUCGCUAUGAGAUUUUCAUACUUGCUAUGACACCUUCUCAUGCCGAAUGGCUCGACCAUCCAAUAAUCUACUUAGAUUACCUCCGAACGAAGAAGGUCGUCUGGAUGGACCCAGAGUCAACAUAUUACAAUCUCAGGCUCGCAGACAAAGUGUGCGCCUGGGUAGCCAAGCGGGCUCUAUUCUCCCACUUUGUCUUCGUGUUCGCAAGUCCUUGGCCUAUGGAACUACCACGCGACCUUGGGCUGAAUAUAAAACACAUCGCCUAUCGCCCGAUGAAGUCUGGGCGCCUUUCCUCACAUGUUGCCAACCUGGUUGCCAUUCGUCGACAGUUAGAAAGUCUCAGCACAGUACACAUUGUGAUCCCACAGGAGUUGGAGAGAAUCUCGCAGCACAUUACGACUGAUGUCAGGGCAUUGAAAUAUAUUGCCCUCAUUUUCCUCAUGCGCUAUCGAGUCGCUGUCGUCGGGCAGGCUGAACAGGACGGGAAUUGGGACGUUCGAGCCGAGAUGGCCUUAGAGCCAGUAAGGGAUGCACUGAGGGGGAUAAAAGGAUACCGGCAUCUUAAUAUGUUCUACCACCCUCAUGGCCAGCCUGUGCGGAAUGCACCCACUCGGUUUCGCGGUACGGAUAUGCUGUGGACGAGGAAGGAAGACCUUGGACUGCUGGUUAACCGUAAACCGGUAGUUUCCCAGCUUGCAAACAUGGCCAUCAUACCAAGGAUGCGGUUAUAUUUAUCACUCGUGAGUACUUAUAGCGGCCUUUAG
Aspergillus pseudonomiae is the source of this 804-nucleotide messenger RNA. RefSeq lists its product as uncharacterized. The record is from RefSeq and is a predicted model, not a curated record. Bases 1 to 804 code for a protein of 267 amino acids. Lineage: Eukaryota; Fungi; Ascomycota; Eurotiomycetes; Eurotiales; Aspergillaceae. The transcript has a single exon.